AUGUCGUGGUUUCUAAUCGAAAUGGACGAAGGCCAAUCUAAAGGAGGCAAAAUAAAUGGACGAGUUGUCUUUGGCAUCAUACAUUCCAUGGAUAUAAUUGAUAAUGAAUCCAAAUACAUGUACCUUAAUCGUAAGGUGCGAUUUAACUGGAAUCAUGCCAUCUUGGAGGGCAGAGUGAAGGUGGCUUCCGAUGAUCGUCUCUUUGUUGAGCAACACUUAAAAGACUUGGCCAAGAAUAAUGCAAUAGCCAUGAGAAAUCUGAAUCAAUCGAAACGCUUCUUGGUACAAUUUAUCAAGGGCGCCAACACUAUUGUGCAUACAAUUGUCCAUGAGAGGGAAGUUUUUUGGCCAGCAGAUUUGGAAAAUCCACACAUAGAAGAGGUUUUAGUACGAGAUGAUGAAUUCAGAAAAAUGGCCAAAGUUUUAUACGUCAAUGACUCGGACGACUUAAUGCAGAAAGAGUUGGAUGCAUUGAAAGCGAAAUGUUUCGAUGAGGUUUUCAUAGAUCCCAAUGAUAACAUAGACAUUAAAGAAACUCCUUGGCUUUUGGUGCAAUACAGCAACAGCCCCUCAAAUAUCUGCUACACCGUUGUCCAUCUGGAUAAAACUAUUUGGGAUACACAAAAUCAAUUCCCUAAUAUUGUAACAUAUUUAUCGUUGAUUAAAGACACGAUCUUCCAGGCUAUUAUUUUACGCAAAUCAAGGGACCGCAAUGAAUUAGACGCUGAAUUGCGAAAGAUUGGAUCAUCCAGUUUAUCUAUACAAUUUCCCAUUGCAACAUGUUUUACCACAAAGGUUACUUUGCCACCACCCGCUAAUAAUAAUGUAUUGUGUGCAAAACCCGUUUGA
This is a messenger RNA of Calliphora vicina (urban bluebottle blowfly), 849 nucleotides long. It is a transcript of the gene Elba3, whose product is annotated as Early boundary activity 3. The coding region runs from base 1 to 849 and encodes 282 amino acids. The transcript is spliced from 3 exons. The record is from RefSeq and is a predicted model, not a curated record. NCBI's taxonomy places the organism in Eukaryota, Metazoa, Arthropoda, Insecta, Diptera, Calliphoridae.